AUGCUCCUGCGGCGACUCUACUCGUCGCUCUCGCAGCGUGCGGCGACGGCGCCAGCCGCCGCUUCCGCUGCCCCCAAGGCCCCCACCCGCGGCCACGGUCGCCGCGUCCGCGUCAAGACAACCAUGCGGGUCAAGCCGGCGGCGGCUCCUUCUCCGUCUACCUCUGGCUCGACCUCGGCUCAGCCUACCCACGGCCGUCGUCUCCAGCGCUCGUUCUUCUCGCGCCGCGACGCCGCUGCUUCCGCCGAGGGCUCCCUCCGUGCGGACAUGAACCUCGUGUCGUCUGAGCUCCCCCGCCCCGCCGCGCCCGGCUGGACUCCCGUCAACCUCUACCCUGCCCAGGCUGCUCUCCACCUCGGCUUCACUCCUCGCCACAUGCCCCUCCCCGUCCACAUUGGCACCCAGGGCUACAUGUCGGCCGACGCAGCUGUCCCGGGACUCUGGGAGCGCCCCGCUGCCCCCUCGCCUCUCGAGGCCAUGCCUGCCGUUGACGAGCUUGCCUCCUCGCUCGGCGAGCACCUCCGUGUGACCAAGGCGUUUGCUCACCCCGCUUUGGCUCACCACCUCGGCCCCCGCCCCACCACCUCGCUCCGUGCCCUCGACGUUGACGCCGACACCCGCCUCUCGACUCUCCUCGACGAGGCCCGUGCCGUGCACGUCGACGCCGCUUCGGCCAUCUGGGACCAGUCUCUCAAGCGCAUGGGCGCGGCCAACGUUGAGCCUACCCGCUCGGCUGCCGAGCAGGCCUCGAUUGACGACGCCGUCGCCAGCCUCGAGGGUCUCCUUGCCCGCCUCGAGCCCUCAGUGGCGGACGAGGUUGUCGAGAUGGACUCGGUCAGGCGUAAGAGGAAAAAGAGGAUGAACAAGCACAAGUACAAGAAGAGGAGAAAGGCGACCCGCGCCGAGCGCAAGCGUCUUGGCAAGUAG
Messenger RNA from Apiotrichum porosum, 927 nucleotides. RefSeq lists its product as uncharacterized. The coding region runs from base 1 to 927 and encodes 308 amino acids. The record is from RefSeq and is a predicted model, not a curated record. Lineage: Eukaryota; Fungi; Basidiomycota; Tremellomycetes; Trichosporonales; Trichosporonaceae. The transcript is spliced from 2 exons. Gene Ontology annotation, biological process: mRNA processing.